Porites lobata is the source of this 1462-nucleotide messenger RNA. Lineage: Eukaryota; Metazoa; Cnidaria; Anthozoa; Scleractinia; Poritidae. The record is from the annotation of a GenBank genome assembly.
GAUGUUGACGAAUGCAGUGCUUCUUCUCCUGUAUGUGACAGCAAUGCCAUCUGCUCCAAUACUCGUGGAUCGUAUAUUUGUACCUGCAGGGCAGGAUAUACAGGCGAUGGAAAAACAUGCCAAGGUAGGUUUGAAAAUGUCAAGUUAACACAGAGGGUUAGGGACGUUUUUCUUUAUACCAACCAAAAACAAAUUUCACCAAUUGUCCUGUUAAAACACCCUUUGGUCUUCCCAUAUUGCAGUUUAGUGAUAUGUGUUCCUUUUUCAGAUGUUGACGAAUGCAGUGCUUCUUCUCCUGUAUGUGACAGCAAUGCCAUCUGCUCCAAUACUCGUGGAUCGUAUAUUUGUACCUGCAGGGCAGGAUAUACAGGCGAUGGAAAAACAUGCCAAGGUAGGUUUGAAAAUGUCAAGUUAACACAGAGGGUUAGGGACGUUUUUUCUUUAUACCAACCAAAAACAAAUUUCACCAAUUGUCCUGUUAAAACACCCUUUGGUCUUCCCAUAUUGCAGUUUAGUGAUAUGUGUUCCUUUUUCAGAUGUUGACGAAUGCAGUGCUUCUUCUCCUGUAUGUGACAGCAAUGCCAUCUGCUCCAAUACUCGUGGAUCGUAUAUUUGUACCUGCAGGGCAGGAUAUACAGGCGAUGGAAAAACAUGCCAAGGUAGGUUUGAAAAUGUCAAGUUAACACAGAGGGUUAGGGACGUUUUUCUUUAUACCAACCAAAAACAAAUUUCACCAAUUGUCCUGUUAAAACACCCUUUGGUCUUCCCAUAUUGCAGUUUAGUGAUAUGUGUUCCUUUUUCAGAUGUUGACGAAUGCAGUGCUUCUUCUCCUGUAUGUGACAGCAAUGCCAUCUGCUCCAAUACUCGUGGAUCGUAUAUUUGUACCUGCAGGGCAGGAUAUACAGGCGAUGGAAAAACAUGCCAAGGUAGGUUUGAAAAUGUCAAGUUAACACAGAGGGUUAGGGACGUUUUUCUUUAUACCAACCAAAAACAAAUUUCACCAAUUGUCCUGUUAAAACACCCUUUGGUCUUCCCAUAUUGCAGUUUAGUGAUAUGUGUUCCUUUUUCAGAUGUUGACGAAUGCAGUGCUUCUUCUCCUGUAUGUGACAGCAAUGCCAUCUGCUCCAAUACUCGUGGAUCGUAUAUUUGUACCUGCAGGGCAGGAUAUACAGGCGAUGGAAAAACAUGCCAAGGUAGGUUUGAAAAUGUCAAGUUAACACAGAGGGUUAGGGACGUUUUUCUUUAUACCAACCAAAAACAAAUUUCACCAAUUGUCCUGUUAAAACACCCUUUGGUCUUCCCAUAUUGCAGUUUAGUGAUAUGUGUUCCUUUUUCAGAUGUUGACGAAUGCAGUGCUUCUUCUCCUGUAUGUGACAGCAAUGCCAUCUGCUCCAAUACUCGUGGAUCGUAUAUUUGUACCUGCAGGGCAGGAUAUACAGGCGAUGGAAAAACAUGCCAAGGU